Molecule: messenger RNA, 210 nt
Organism: Racocetra persica
Lineage: Eukaryota; Fungi; Glomeromycota; Glomeromycetes; Diversisporales; Gigasporaceae
Source: the annotation of a GenBank genome assembly
GGAGAGAAAUCUAGGCCCCAAGAACUCCCGGCUGGUUAUUUCCUUAAUCAAAAAAGCAGGGAAGAAAAAAAACCCAUGACUAAGGCUGGAAGGAUUACCAAAAACAAGUAUUUUCGCUUUCAAUGGUUAAGUUCUUGGUCUCGUCCUUCUAAGCGAUCAAUAAAUUCUAAAAUGGCUAAUAAUUUCCGAUCGAGCGGGGUCUCUUGCUGG